AUGGCCAGAAAGAAAAAAGACUGGGUGCCCAAACAAGGAAAAUGGGACAGAAAAUCUUUAAGUAAAGCUGUUCAGUGUGUUAAAACGGGGAAAAUGACCAAGUUUAAAGCUUCUAAGAUAUUUGGCAUUCCAAGAACAACCCUGUCGAGGAGACUUUCAACAAUGGAUUUGGAGUCUCCAGCAUCAAAACCAACCACUCUGUCUAAAGAGGAAGAAAACUCUCUUGUUAGUCACAUUUUGGAGAUGGAGGAACGUGGGUUUGGUUUGACAAUAUCAGAUGUAUGUAAGCUUGCAUAUUCAAUUAUUGCACACUCAGGAAGAAAAAAUCCAUUUAAUGCAGACAAGAAAAUGGCAGGAUAUGACUGGUGGCAGGGAUUUCGAGACCGGCACCCAUGCUUAUCUCUCCGUAAACCUGAAGGUCUAAGUGCUGCUCGUGGUACUAUGCUUAAUCCAAAUGUAAUUUCAGACCAUUUUACCAAGCUAGGAGAUCUUAUGGAUAAACUCAAUGUAAAGUCAAAACCCCAGCAAAUAUUUAAUGCAGAUGAAACAGGAUUUAGUACAGUUCAUCUAACAUCAAAAAUUGUGGGGAGGAAGGGGAAGAAAGCCAUUCAUGCGAAAACAAGUGGUGAAAGGGGUGAAAACAUUACAGUUUUGUGUUGUGUAAAUGCUGAGGCCCAUGUUUUGCCACCUAUGGUGAUUUUCAAAGGAAAAAGAAUCAGUCAAGCUUUAAUGAGCAGUGCACCAAAGAACACACUGUUUGCAUGCAGUAAAAGCUCAUUUAUUGAUGGAGAACUGUUUGGAAUAUGGUUUGAAAAGAUUUUUUUGUCCAACCUAUCACCUCAAAGACCAGUGUUGCUGAUAGUAGAUGGCCAUGCCUCUCAUAUUACACUUCAUCUUCUGGAAGCAGCGAAGACAAAUGACGUUGAAAUAUUCUGCUUGCCGCCUCACACAACGCAUUGGACACAGCCACUGGACAGAAGUGUUUUGGGCCCUUAA
Saccostrea echinata is the source of this 996-nucleotide messenger RNA. Its product is annotated as jerky protein homolog-like. Lineage: Eukaryota; Metazoa; Mollusca; Bivalvia; Ostreida; Ostreidae. Gene Ontology annotation, molecular function: DNA binding. Gene Ontology annotation, cellular component: nucleus. The transcript has a single exon. The coding region runs from base 1 to 996 and encodes 331 amino acids. The record is from RefSeq and is a predicted model, not a curated record.